CAGCAGAUAGUCCGGAGCACGGACAUUAGAACCAGUUCCUCAUUGCCCCUCCCCCCUCCUGCCCUCCUUCAUCCUCUCUGCCUUUAUUCCAAAAUCAUCAUAGGCAAGCCUUGAAUCAUGGAUCAUAAGAACAAUUUCGAACCUAUACCCUCUCCCGCACAAGGUGUUGGACCGUUCUACAGACCAGAGGACGAAAAGCCUACAGCAACAGUCUCCAAGGAUAUAUCCUACGAGAAUGUCCAUGUCCUUCCACAGACCCCUCAAUUGAUUGCUCUUCUCACCAUGAUCAGAGACAAACAAACCUGUCGCGCCGACUUCAUCUUCUAUUCUAAUAGAAUCAUUCGCCUCCUAGUCGAGGAAGGUCUCAACCAUUUACCAGUGGUCGAGCAAUCGGUUACCACACCAGUAGGCAGGGUUUACCUCGGAGUUAGAUUUGAAGGCAAAAUAUGCGGCGUUUCGAUAAUGAGGGCAGGGGAAGCCAUGGAGCAAGGCUUAAGGGACUGCUGCCGAUCUGUGCGUAUCGGCAAAAUCCUGAUCCAAAGGGAUGAGGAGACCUGCAAACCAAAGCUUUUCUACGAGAAGCUUCCAACUGAUAUCCGCAAUCGAUGGGUACUCCUUCUAGAUCCAAUGUUCGCAACCGGCGGCUCUGCAACGCUUGCGGUCGAAGUUCUUAAGGCAAAAGGUGUUCCGGAAGAUCGCAUACUCUUUCUCAAUCUUAUUGCAAGUCCAUCAGGAGUCGCGGAUUUUGCAGAUCGAUUUCCCAAGCUCAGGGUAGUGACUGCAUUUAUAGAUCAGGGCUUGGAUGAGAAAAAAUAUAUCAUCCCGGGGCUGGGUGACUUCGGUGAUAGAUACUAUACACUCUAGAUCGACAUUGGUACUUGUAAGAGGUUGUCAGGUGCAUGGGGGUGGUCUUGACGGGAUCUUCUUUGAAUGACAUUACUUUUAUUACACUCAAUAUGGCGGUAUGUAGGCAUUAAUGGAGUCUUUAAACCAGAGCAAGGGAGAUCUGGUUCUUACUCCC
Messenger RNA from Aspergillus brunneoviolaceus CBS 621.78, 1021 nucleotides. Its product is annotated as uracil phosphoribosyltransferase. The record is from RefSeq and is a predicted model, not a curated record. The transcript is spliced from 4 exons. Lineage: Eukaryota; Fungi; Ascomycota; Eurotiomycetes; Eurotiales; Aspergillaceae. The coding region runs from base 118 to 864 and encodes 248 amino acids.